Betta splendens (Siamese fighting fish) is the source of this 1216-nucleotide messenger RNA. RefSeq names its product transcription factor HES-5-like. The transcript is spliced from 4 exons. The coding region runs from base 96 to 713 and encodes 205 amino acids. The record is from RefSeq and is a predicted model, not a curated record. Gene Ontology annotation, biological process: regulation of neurogenesis; anterior/posterior pattern specification; regulation of transcription by RNA polymerase II. Gene Ontology annotation, cellular component: nucleus. Gene Ontology annotation, molecular function: protein dimerization activity; RNA polymerase II cis-regulatory region sequence-specific DNA binding; DNA-binding transcription factor activity, RNA polymerase II-specific. NCBI's taxonomy places the organism in Eukaryota, Metazoa, Chordata, Actinopteri, Anabantiformes, Osphronemidae.
GAUAAAAGCAGCAGCCUGAGACAGGAGACGCAUUUAACUGAUCAGACAGAACCAAGCAUCACUGACUCAGGAACUGGAUCGGACUAUUGGCAACCAUGAAGAUUUCCCAGGAAUCAGUGGAUGCAAGAAGCGACCGAAAGUUAACAAAGUCUCAGGUGGAGAAGCGUCGAAGGGAGCGGCUGAACCGGAGUGUGGAGCGUCUCCGGGCCAUGCUGCUGCAGGAGCCACAAAUGGGUGGAACUCACCACAGGGUGGAGAAAGCCGAGGUUCUGGAGCGGACGGUGCUCUUCCUCCAGGGCGCCGCUGGAGGAGCUGCCGGUGGCGGUGGAGGCCAAAAACGCUGCUUCCAGGACGGCUUCUCCUCCUGCCUGCAGAGGGCCGCUGGCUUCCUGGGCCCGGAGGGCAAGGGCCUGUGGCUCGGAGCAGCACUGGACCUGUCCUUUGCUGCUCGCUUUGCCACUUCGGACUCUGAAGGUGCCGGUUCCUGGGGGAGAACCGAGGGCCGCGGCACCUCCAGCUCUCCGUGGAACACGAAGCUCAUUCUUCAGACGCUGAGGCAAAAGUCCAAGCAUGGACAGCGUCCUCAAGCGCCUGCUUCUGUUCGUUCCUUCCAAGUUCCAGACCAGCAGGGCUCUGCCCCAGGUCAAGCCGUCAAACAGAACCCGUCCCAGAGUCACCCAGCCAGCCACCCCCUGUGGAGACCCUGGCCCUGACGGCCACCAAGUGAUGUUUUACUGACUCUAAGACCUAAUUGAUAUUGACUCUUUACAGAAUAUUUGCAUAUUAGUCUGUGUUCUGAUGUCUGAUAACUCCUGAUGUUGGUCCUCAACCAAGUCAAAGCCUGUAAAUAAUGUAAAAAUCUAUGUUCUACAUGUGCUGUAUGUGUGCCGGGGUUGACUCGCGUCUCCCAGUUAAUUUGCUCCCACGAGGCGAGUCUGCGGCAGCGUUCCAUUUUGCAGUCACAGGACUGGGACUGGUUUGUUUGAGCGUUGACGUCCAACCGGCACCGCUGCUCAGCUGAAGAGCAGGUUCACAGGUGUGGGACCUCAGGGUUGGAGGCUGAGAGGGCCCCGUUCAGCCCCUCACUACACCUCUGCACCACGAUGCCUUCUUUCAAUUACAUCUGACUUUUAAUGAAACACGUAUUAUAUCCCCUAAUAAUAUCUAUUGUCUAUUUUGCACAUUAAUUUAUUCUGAAUGUCUCCCUAUGGUGAGC